Castor canadensis (American beaver) is the source of this 1136-nucleotide messenger RNA. RefSeq names its product neurogranin (gene Nrgn). The record is from RefSeq and is a predicted model, not a curated record. Lineage: Eukaryota; Metazoa; Chordata; Mammalia; Rodentia; Castoridae. Gene Ontology annotation, molecular function: calmodulin binding.
GACAGGACCCGAGAGAAGAGUGUCUGGUUCUGCGCUGGUUCUAAACGGGUUGGCCGGAGCCGGAUCGCCCCAGAGCUGCCACCCAGAAUCGCACAGACUCACCCCCGCCCUGUGCCAGGCUCCACCCCAGCCAAGAACCCUCAACAACAGCAUGGAUUGCUGCACCGAGAGCGCCUGCUCCAAGCCAGACGACGACAUUCUAGACAUCCCGCUGGACGAUCCCGGUGCCAACGCGGCCGCUGCCAAAAUCCAGGCGAGUUUCCGGGGCCACAUGGCGAGGAAGAAGAUAAAGAGCGGAGAGCGCGGCCGGAAGGGCCCGGGCCCCGGGGGGCCGGGAGGAGCUGGGGGCGCGCGAGGAGGCGCGGGCGGCGGUCCCAGCGGAGACUAGGCCAGAACUGAACAUUUUCGAAGUUUCCGAGGAGAGAUGGAUGCCGCGUCCCCUUCGCAGUGACGAGACUUCCCUACCGUGUUUGUGACUCCCUCCUUCCACCAACCUGCCAGCUUCAGGAGCCCCCAGCGUCCCAGAGACUCCCUCUCCCAGAGUCGCCAAGUCUGUGCCCUUUUAGUUAGCUCUCCAGUCUAGCGUGGCACCACAUUUGCCCCUUCUCACCGCCCCCAGCCCCAAACCUCGUGCUCCCAAAUUUUCCUUCUUUCGCUUCUCGCCCACCUCUCCCCACGCCCAGCAUGCAGCUCUGCCCCCGCUGCCUCCGUGCGCUUCCCUGCGCGCACUGCGGAGGGUGCCCUACGCGUCGCCCAACUACACUCACUCUUAAACCUAACACGUCCUUUCGUUCUGUGCUCAGCGAAAGGGAGCGCACUGCGUCUCUCUGACGUUCCCGCCCCAGCCUAUCUUAGAUCUGGGGCUAGAAAAGAGGGGACGAGGGUUCUCAAGGUGUGGGAUGCCCCUUGUUAUGAUCAGAAGGGAAGUCCCUCUCGCACACCUGCCUGUCCUUUGCCCCUCCCUCCUCCCCCGCGCACCAAGAGCAGCCUCUCCAACUCUCCUGUUUAAGCAAAUACCGAGCUUGGAGGCUCGGUAGGAGGAGUCUUUCGCGGCCCCGCCCCCGUCCCUGCCGGCCCCACCCCCGCCGGGCUCCUGGGGCUGUGGCCGGAAGGUUUUUAAUCUCCGCGUGUGCAUG